UCCCAACUAGUCUUGCUCCUUUCCAUCUUACUAACUUCCCGGGGCUCUUCUCGACUUCUGAAUUCUAAGGAUGGGUUAUGAAGAGUCACGUGAUGAGUGGGCAUUCCAAGCCUUUGGGAACAAGCUGUGUAACUCCCUAUGCUCCUUAAAGGAGUCGCUUUCCAUCUUUUAAAGGGAACUUCAUGGGACUGAAGUGGGGUGCCACGGAGCUUGUUGGGGCAGGAAGCGGCAUAGGUGACGCUUUGGGUCCCGGUGGUCCAGGUCCUUUCCUCAGCAAAGGCCUCACCGGCGUCGGUGACUCCGAGGGGUGGGGCCCGGGGAUCUGUAUUUACACGCCAGCCAGGUGACUCCGACGUUCAGUCAGGCUUGAGAGCCGAAGCCUCUUGCCGGCCUCCAGCGCUCUGACUCACUUCGCGCCGACCUCCCGGGCCCAGCCUCCACCGCCCGCCACCCCAGGGACAGGAACGAAGACCACAGAGCCCGGCCCUCGGCUGCCCCCAGCCCACAGCCCGCGGCGGGUUACAUAACGGGCCGCGAGCCGCCGCACUCUCGCGAGACUUCCACCGCCCCCCCUCCCCUGCUCGCUCCACGUCAGAAGGAACCGGGCGGAGCGGCCAACAUGGCGGAACGCAGGCGACACAAGAAGCGGAUCCAGGAAGUUGGUGAACCAUCUAAAGAAGAGAAGGCUGUAGCCAAGUAUCUUCGAUUCAACUGUCCAACAAAAUCCACCAACAUGAUGGGUCAUCGGGUUGAUUAUUUUAUUGCUUCAAAAGCAGUGGAGUGCCUCUUGGAUUCUAAAUGGGCAAAGGCCAAGAAAGGAGAGGAAGCUUUAUUUACAACCAGGGAGUCUGUGGUUGACUACUGCAACAGGCUUUUAAAGAAACAGUUUUUUCAUCGGGCCCUAAAAGUAAUGAAAAUGAAAUAUGACAAAGACAUAAAAAAAGAAAAAGAAAAAGGAAAAUCUGAAAGUGGGAAAGAAGAUGAUAAAAAGAGCAAGAAAGAAAGUAUUAAAGAAGAAAAAACAAAAAAGGAAAAAGAAAAAAAGAAAGAUGGUGAAAAGGAAGAUUCCAAAAAGGAAGAAACUCCAGGAACUCCAAAAAAGAAGGAAACUAAGAAGAAAUUCAAACUUGAGCCACAUGAUGACCAAGUCUUUCUGGAUGGAAAUGAGGUUUUUGUGUGGAUCUAUGACCCAGUUCACAUUAAAACAUUUGUCAUGGGAUUAAUUCUUGUGAUUGCAGUAAUAGCUGCCACCCUCUUCCCUCUCUGGCCAGCAGAAAUGAGAGUAGGUGUGUAUUACCUCAGUGUGGGCGCAGGCUGUUUUGUAGCCAGCAUUCUCCUCCUUGCUAUUGCUCGCUGCAUCCUGUUCCUCAUCAUCUGGCUGAUAACUGGAGGAAGGCACCACUUUUGGUUCCUGCCAAACCUGACUGCUGACGUGGGCUUCAUUGACUCCUUCAGGCCUCUGUACACACAUGAGUACAAAGGACCAAAAGCAGACUUAAAGAAGGAUGAGAAAUCUGAAGCCAAAAAGCAGCACAAGUCCGACAGUGAGGAAAAGUCAGACAGUGAGAAAAAGGAGGAUGAAGAAGGGAAAGGAGCUCCAGGAGACCACGGACCAGAAGGCUCGGGCGGAGAGCGCCACUCAGACACAGACAGUGACAGGCGGGAAGAUGACCGCUCCCAACACAGUAGUGGGAACGGGAAUGAUUUUGAAAUGAUCACGAAAGAGGAACUGGAACAGCAGACAGAUGGGGAUUGUGAUGAGGAAGAUGACGACAAAGAUGGAGAAAUGCCUAAAUCUGCACAAGAAAAAUCAUAAUCUGACUAGUUGGGGACUGAAUACAACAGGUUGGGUUCUCUGUGUUGGCCGAUCAUCAUGAUGUACAGAUGGCAUUUGUAGCAUUCUUUAAAUCCAUCUUCUGAACUGUAUUUGACAUUCAGUUAUAGUCAGCCUUUUGUUUUGUAGAGCAUUGGUACUACUAUUGGUACAGUCUAAAGCCAUUAAUAAGUUUUAUCCACCUGAUAAUUUUACAGUGAGUAGGCCUCAUUUUGAUAGUCAUCAGAGGUACCUUGUCCACAAUGACAUUUAGAUUAAGGGCAUUUUUGAUAGUUGUAUGGCUUUUUACUGUUAGACUAAUGGAAAUCACUAAAGAAACUGCAGCAUUUCAGAUUAUGCGGAAAUAUAUAGCCAUUUCGCAGUUUCUUUAGAAAAAUGCUUCAACUCGUUGUUCUUGCUAGUUACACUCUUUUCAUUUUGGUUUUUUGGGGUUUUUUUUGUUUUUUGUUUUCUUUCUUUUUUUUUUUGGUCAUAAAAUUACACCAGAAAAUUCCUUUUUUAAAGUUUUUGAGUUAGCAGGGAUCAACAGCAUUUUGUGGAAACAGACCAGCUAGUAACAGUGCAGCAACCCUUUUAAUUCAGCUACAGAUUCUCCUUUUCCAGCUUAGGAAAUCCCAACUGACUUGUAUGUUCAAUCCAGAGAAAGGUCAUCUCCAGCAGAAGUGAGGGGCACUGAGUGGACGACGAGGCUCUUCCUUCCUCCCCAGCUCCUUGUCAUAACAUAAAAAUGUAUUCUGUACAUAAUUUACAAAUAAAACAUUUUAUUUUAAUUGUUACUUAUUAUUUAGACAUUUCUCAACACUUAGAUUUGUAAAGCGGAAACCAUGUAAGGUGUGUUCUUAGCGAGCUUCAGUAACCCACAGAACAUCUGAUCUUUCUACAGCAGCUGCAGUUGUGUGCCAACAUUCCAUGUGUUUUAAUAUGAGUAAAAAUUAUCCUGAUUAAGAACAGCUGUGUGUACGCCUUAAUGUUCAUUUUGAUUUAUUUUAAAUCUUUACAUUUAGAAAUGGGGACUGUGUUAUCAGAUGAGGAGGCACUGCUGUGAAAGACAAUUUGCUGUCCUAAAAUACCAAUUAAAAAUAAAGGAUAUAAAAGAAAACAUAGAAAA
Rattus norvegicus (Norway rat) is the source of this 2942-nucleotide messenger RNA. It is a transcript of the gene Sec62, whose product is annotated as SEC62 preprotein translocation factor. Gene Ontology annotation, cellular component: endoplasmic reticulum membrane. Lineage: Eukaryota; Metazoa; Chordata; Mammalia; Rodentia; Muridae. The transcript has 8 exons. Bases 620 to 1816 code for a protein of 398 amino acids. The record is from RefSeq and is marked validated. Gene Ontology annotation, biological process: protein transport.